AUGACAGCUUCGCGGCAGCAACGUCGACAACGCUCAGGCCCUUGGCUGGCCACCAACAACACUGGCAUCUUCUACCGCCCCGAGGCCCACAUCGACCGCCGUUCGCCAUCAACAGACUGCUUCCCUACACCGCUCAUCAGCCCUAGACGAUCGAGACCGCACGCUAUACACGUCGUCACUUAUCCAUCUGGAUACGUGCCCCGCGAAUUGCGGCCCGACGCAAAAACCAAUAGGGAAAGAUCGCAAAGGAGCCGCGGCGAAAGACCACCAAGAUCGAGCCCCGACUCGGAAGUGCCGUUGGCGUUUUCCGGCGCCACAUACCCCGGCAUUGGCCAGAGCAGCAGCAUUAACAGCAGCCGCCGCAGCAGCAAGAUAUUCCAUCACAAGAGAAACGGCUCGUCGACAUCCUCGUCGCAAAUUUUCAGACCCGCUCUAGGAAAACUCAUUGCGUCGAUUUCAGGACGGUCACCAAACAACACCGAGGCCUCGCAACCACGCCAACCACUACCGACACAAGCGACACCAGCACCAGGGCGGGCGCAGGUACAGACACACUCCGCUGUCCCCGCGACGACACUAUCGGCAUCGGCAGGGGUGCUGGCGUCCCCGGCCUAUGACGACGCCCGUCAAGACUCGGCAGCCCAGAUUCCACACCAGCCCCACCACCACCUGUCUCCCCCAGGCCUCUCGCCUCAUCGGCCAUCCCACCCACACCCUUCGGACGAAAUGGCUGUGGCCAGCAGUAAUCCUCCGGCUGCAUACAACAUUGCAAGUCACCGGAAUAGCCUCAUGUCUGUCCGCUCCGCAAAGUCGGCCGUCACAUCACUUGUGACCGAGGUCCCCAAGCCCGUUGCCAGUGGUAGCGGCGUCUCCUGCUCAAUACUCCUGGCUGAGCGCAACAUCUUCCUCACCGGCUUUGAUCACGACGGCCAUGUGCACCGCGAUGGCCAGACUGGCACCGCCCUCUUACGUGGAAAGCUGCAGCUGAACGUGACCAAGAAUGUCAAGAUCAAGGCAAUCCAGCUCAAGCUCCUGGGGCGUGCCCGCACCGAGUGGCCCGAGGGCAUCCCUCCCCUGAAGCAGGACGUCUGUGAGGAGGAAAGCUUGAGGACGCAGGUCUUGACAUUUUUCAAUGCCAUGCACGACGGCUGGGAGGGUGAAUAUGGCAACCAGUGCACGUACAAGUUGAAGUCCAGUUCAGCAAACUCGAGUAGCACAAACCUUGCCGUACCCCAGGCACCCCAUCGUCCAGUCAGCCUCCUGCUCUCGUCAUCCUCACGAAAUGGCUUGACUGCCAAGGAGCUUAAGAGACUUUCAUUGCAGAAUACGCAGUCGCGCAGCUUUGGCAAGAGCGAGAACGGAGUGGCCACGACAACUCAAGUCAAGGGCUUCAAGGUGUUCUAUCCAGGCACUUAUAACUAUACCUUUGAGCUCCCUAUUGAUCAUCACCAGUUAGAGACAACCAAGUUGCAAUAUGGCUCAGUAAAAUGGGAGCUCCAUGCGAGUGUGGAUCGCGCCGGUGCGUUCAAGCCCAACUUGCAUGGCACCAAGGAAGUUUCCAUUGUGCGAUUGCCAGAUCAAAUGUCUCUGGAGACAACCGAACCAAUUUCCAUAUCGAGACAAUGGGAAGACCAACUUCAUUAUGACAUCGUCAUCUCUGGGAAGAGCUUCCCUAUCGGCUCAAAGAUCCCGAUUGCUUUCAAGCUCACGCCACUUGCCAAGGUGCAAUUGCACAAGUUGAAGGUAUACGUGACGGAGUCAAUUGAGUACUGGACAAAUGAUAAACGCGUCACGAGAAAGGAUCCGGGACGCAAGAUUCUCCUCCUCGAGAAGACAGCAGGCAAACCACUUGAUGCCAACUGGGCCACGUCAGAUCUCACCACCGUUCGCGGCGGCGAGCUUCAGCCCGAACAACGCCGCCAGGCCAGAGAUAUUGCGAAUUUGAGGCGCGCACGGGAUGCGCAAAGACGCGGCAGGGCUGCUGAACCGCUCCCCGAACCGACUAACAACUUGCUCGGUGAUCUUGACCUUGGCUUGGAGCACAUGUGGGGGUCUACAGAGAUAGAGGCAAACGUUCAGCUUCCAACAUGCCAAAUGAUGGCGAAGAACAAGGAUCUCAGGCUCAAUCCAGACUGUAGCUGGAAAAAUGUCAACGUCUAUCACUGGAUCAAGAUCGUUCUGAGAAUCAGCCGCAUAGACCCCGAGGACCCAUCAGGGAAGAAACGCCGACAUUUUGAAAUCAGCAUCGACUCGCCCUUCACAGUGCUCAAUUGCCGGGCAACGCAGGCUAACACGAACCUGCCAGCAUACGCUGGCCCCAACAACAAUCAAACGCCUCAUCAGUCAGUAUGUGGCUGCCCCGACUCGGCCUCAUUGCCGUGCGAAGGCUCGCAAAACUCAUCCACCGGCACGUUGCCUGGAACGGAGUUGAGCAAUGACGGUUUCCCGCUGCCGCCCCAAGCUGCUCACCUUGCGCACUCAGCAAUGAGCCCCAUGUCCAGCAUCAGUAGUCCCCUGCGGUCGGUGGAUGAUUUGGGCACUCAAGGCGAGCCGCGGCCAAUUCACUUGUUACGCGUGCCCAGCUUCAAUCCACCCGCGUUUGACGACGAUACAGCGCCGCCACCGCUUCUCGUCAACGAAGUUCAAGGGGCAGCAAACGCUCCUGUCAUGACACCACCUCCUCAAUAUGAUGCUGUGGUGGGAACCCCGAGCGUGGAUGGUUUGGCUGAUUACUUUACUCGUCUUGCCAACGCAGGCUACGGGAAUGAAGAUGACAACGACUCUGGAUCGGAUGAUUCUGACGAGUUGCCUACGAGGAUAUUAGAUCGGACCGGGCGAGUCAACGUGGCACACCCUAGAACCCCGGGAAGUCGGAUGCCCAGCCGAAGUUUUGAAAUUUCGCGACCUCCGGUCAACUUGCACCUUGGGGACUUGCCAACCCGGCCUGGUAUAAACAAUGAAGCUAAUGCCGUUAACUGA
Messenger RNA from Metarhizium brunneum ARSEF 3297, 2979 nucleotides. RefSeq lists its product as uncharacterized. Gene Ontology annotation, cellular component: cytoplasm; cytosol. NCBI's taxonomy places the organism in Eukaryota, Fungi, Ascomycota, Sordariomycetes, Hypocreales, Clavicipitaceae. The record is from RefSeq and is a predicted model, not a curated record. Gene Ontology annotation, molecular function: protein-macromolecule adaptor activity; ubiquitin protein ligase binding. Gene Ontology annotation, biological process: ubiquitin-dependent endocytosis.